Procambarus clarkii (red swamp crayfish) is the source of this 4243-nucleotide messenger RNA. The record is from RefSeq and is a predicted model, not a curated record. Lineage: Eukaryota; Metazoa; Arthropoda; Malacostraca; Decapoda; Cambaridae.
UGGGCACGUUACCUUUCACCUAAUGCCUCAGUUCACCUAGCAGUAAAUAGGUAUGAUGGCCAAACCACCCGUCAGAAAAUGAAGACAUGAUGUUUCGGUUGGUCUUGGACCAUUAAGAAGUCUUGUAGACUUUAUAACGGUCCAGGACAGACCGAAUUGUAGUCGUUUCUUCAUUUUCUGAUGUGUGGUUUGGUCAUCGUACUCAUUUACUGCUAGGUAAACAGGUGCAUCAGGAGAAAGGAAAAUGCUAAAUAGUUUGUUCUGCCCAAGACAAACUGUUGUUUCCGGGUUGCUCGAUUGUGAUCCACUGAUGUAGACCACUGCACUACAGGACCAUAUGCAGAUUCGUCAAGUGAGGUGUAGCAGCCAUGGAAUCUAGUCUUGAUAGCUGGUGCUUGGUGUGCAACAAGCUCAUCAAAGAAGCAUCAGUUAACAUAAACUCAAAUCUGGCAGCAAAGAAUGGUACUAUCCUAAGCCAGAUAUCUCGGGUUGUGAGUUCUGAGGACGUGCUUGAAGCAUGUCGUGUGUCAGAAGUUGUAUGUUCGUUAUGUCUGAAAAUAUUAUUAAAUAUUGUUAACCUUGAAUGUAAAAUAGUAACAUUGCAGAAUGAAUUUCGAGAAACAUUCAAAAGUGGAAUAGAGUCUCGUAAAGGUGGCAUUGAUGCAUCCCUAACAGCCCAAGUGAUGCCCAGACUUACACCCGAUGAAGAUUUAUUUAAAGAGCCAAGAGUUUGUGCAAAUAAAGAGUGGAGUGUUAAUCCUGGAUCUGAGCAAGGCUAUCAAGGGGAUAGCAUAAAAACUUUCACAAACAUAUCUGGUGAAGAAUCUGAUAUUAUUGACUGUUCAAAUCAUGAUUUGUUAUCCGAAAAUAGAUCAGAAUGUGAGAAAACAUUUUCCAUUAAAUUUGACUUGUGUGAUAGUGUUGAAAAUGAACAAUGCAAUGAUAUUGGCAAGUUGUCAUUCAAUCAUGCAAGGAAGUUCAGUGAGUUAGUACCAUCACAUAAUCUUGAGGGUAACACUGAAGCAAGUUGUAUUACUCACAACGAUGAUGACCAGAGGAUCACAUUUAAAAAACCCAAGUGUGAAUCAUCUUUGCCAGAUUGUCCAUCUAGUCCCACCAGUGAACAUCUUGCUGACACAGUGAAAUUGGAAGAUUGUGACCAGCCCACAAGCAGUAUUGAAAUUUGUCCAGUGGAAACAGAGAAUGCAGGAAGGAGUACAUCUGUAUUUACAGACAUGAAUAAUCUUGAUGUAAGUGUAUGUAUAGAAGAGGAGAAUAUAAAUAAUUCCACCAUAGUUAGAAAUGGGACAACUAAAACAAGGCCACGAAGAUGCAAACGACAGACAAAACUUCAGCGACACAAGAGAAAAAAGAAGGUUAAAGAAACAGAGGUAGAGAUAGAGGUGGAUGUAUUAAGAGAAGUGGAUUUUGAAGACGACUGGUCCUUAAAGGAAGACGAGAGCUCAGAGAGAGGUGAAAAUAACAUGAUGACCUGUGAGCUGUGUGGAGAGAGAUUUAGUGAUGCAAAACAGCUAGCAAAACACAGAGGAGAUGUACAUGCUUCUGUAUAUUGUCACGUUUGUGAGAAGUGUACAGACACCCGUUAUCGAGAGAAGGCCAAACUAACGCAACACCUCAGACGAAUCCAUAAAGUUCCAGUCCAUCAGUGCCCAGCGUGUGACCAUGAGGCACCAAGUCAAAAUUCUCUUGAUCAACAUAUCAUAAGCAAUCAUCCUGAUUCCCGAUUCUUCGAGUGUCGCAUUUGCCUCAAAGCUUUCAGGACUUACCGCUAUCUUAAUUUUGUACACAUAAAAAGGUGUCACUUUGUACUCCCAAUCAAGUAUACUUGUGAGAAGUGUAACAAAGGAUUUGUUGAUAAGUCCUCAUUUGAAAACCACAAAAUAAUACAUUCUGGAACUAGGAACUUUAGUUGUAAAUUCUGUGGAGCCAUGUUUCAGACAUCUUAUGCCCUGAAAGUGCAUGUUAAUACUCAUACACAAGAUAAAAAGUAUGUGUGUGUUGACUGUGGUUCUGCCUUUUUACGCAUCUGUAACUUAAGUGCACAUAAAAAGCGCUUUCAUAGUUCUGAUGAUGUAAGGUUACUGUGUGAAGUGUGUGGUAAGUCAAUGGCCACGCAGAAAGAUCUGCGACGUCAUCAAUUAGCACAUCACUCAAAAGAAAGGCCCUUUGCAUGCGGACAGUGUCCUAGAUCUUAUACAGCUAAAGAGAGUUUAAAGAGUCAUCUUAGAACACACACUGGAGAAAAGCCAUUCAAAUGUGCUUGCGGCAAAGCCUUCCAUAAGAGCACUGUCUUGCGUCGCCACCAGAGGUGUGUUCAUGUAGGAGAUGAUUUCCAACAAGAUGCAUUUAGUGGGCAUGAUGUAAGAAAUACAGUUCAAGUUGAUGAAGAGCAUAUGGUAGUAAUUACUUUAAAAGAAUGCAACCCUCCAGCUGUGUAUACUGUGCAGAAUGCACCAACACACUUGCAGGAAAUAAUGGUUUCUAAUGAAACUCACCCUCAUAGUGGAAGCCUAAUUGCUGAGAAUGUGCCACCUUCUCAUGAUGCAGGACUACCUCUUUUGCACCAACAACUUGGAACAAUAAGCACAGGAAGGAUUGGUCUUUCAACACCUGUUCUGUUUACAACACUGGAUACUAACUCUAUUAGUGUUCAACAUGGUCAGGAUACAAUACAAGAUGGAAUAUCCUCGACAUCAUUUUCAACAGAUGUCACAUCUAUUGGUAGUGACCUUCAAGCAACUUCUCUGCCUUUCCAACAAGCACCAUCUAGUCUCCAGUCAAAGGAGCAGGAUUCCUUGGCAUCAUUUCCAACUGAAACUCCAGUGACAUGUUCACCAUUGGCCACACAGCUGCUGCAGUUACCUGCCCUGCAAACCAGUUCUGCUAGCAGUGCUCCCGUUACUUUUAUUGCAACGUGGCCAUCUUCUGCUUUAUAAAGGUUGUAACACACACUUGCUUAUCUUCACAUGAAGAUUUACGUAGUGUACUGUCGUUGCAUAUAGAGUAUGCAUAGUGAUUUUACACGAAACACAGUAAAUGUUGUCUGUGUAUUAGACUACUGUAUUAUGUCCCAAUAAACAAAAAAGUAACAAGGCAAACGGGUUGUCAUCAUUGGGAAAGGUUAUCAUUUUGGUUAUGCUUGCGGAUAUUAUGUGGUAAAAUUUCACUUGAAUGUAGUACUACAGUGAUACUUCAGUUUUUAAAUUUAAUCCGUUCCCAGUGACGGGUCAUAACCCAAAAAUUCGCAACCCGAAACAAAUUUUCCCAUAAAAAAUAUUUCUUAUGGGAAGAAACACUUAUCUCUUAUAAUGUUUGGAAGGGGUAUACUCAAAAUUAUGGUGUGCAUAUUAGUGAUUCUAUUAUGUUCAUAAAACAAUAAACAAAUAGUUUUGCUGUUACAGUAUUACACACUAUAUACACACAGGUUAUAUAUAAGUAUCUGCAUGUGUUGUUCACCAUAACGAACCAACGAGUCGGUAUGGUGAGUCAAAAAGCAAUGAGAAGUGGCCACCACACCAGCCAAUCACUCGCCGCCACUUCCUCCGUCAACAACACCUUACACGCCAGCAUUCUCCUCCCACCAUACUGUUUUUGCUUUCAUUCACUAUUACAGGGUAUACAGAUAUUAUAUACAAGUAUCUACAUGUUUUAUUUUCCAUAACUGUACAACUAAGCUGGUAUGGUGAAUUCAGGCAAUAAGAGACGUUGCCACACACACCCACAGUCAGCUGGCGGCUGCCUCCCUCGCUGGUUCAAGAUCAGACGCACUAACAUUUCUCCCCCAACAAUUCUGUUUGAGGUGUUAUUACACUAUAUUCACACAUUAUAUGUAUCUACAUGUUUUUAUUCACCAUAACUGUACAACUAAGCUGGUAUGGUGCCCAAAGAGCAUAGUGGCCACCCUCUACACAGCUAGAAAAGUCAUGCAGAUGAUGCCACUCUCCAUCACCCAACUGGCUCCUUCCAACAUAAUCCUUUUGCUGUUAUUACGCUAAUACACAUGUUGUAUCUACAUUUGUGUUCAUCAUAGAGAACCACUGAACUGGUAUGGUGAAUGCAGACAAUAACAGUGGCCACUCAGAGUCAGCAGAUGACGCUAUCUCCCUCCCUCAGCAUUACUCCUCCCACCAUACAGCACAGUGCUAAUUAUCACAACAAUCCUACUAUUAUCAGAAUCCUGGUAAUUUUUAUCAAAUAGAGGUCUUCUGUAAUACUAUCAUCG